Messenger RNA from Fraxinus pennsylvanica, 3165 nucleotides. The record is from the annotation of a GenBank genome assembly. Lineage: Eukaryota; Viridiplantae; Streptophyta; Magnoliopsida; Lamiales; Oleaceae.
AUGGGCACCAAUGGCAACACCCGGAAACGCCCAGCGCCGCCAACUCCGGCGCCGGCGACACCGUCACCCCAGCAGAAGCAGCGCACAUCCAUGGAAGAAGAGGAGUUCGAUGAAGACGUGUUCCUCGAGGAAACCCUUCUUCAGUACGAAGAGGAGGACUCGCAGCGCCGCGCCCUCUCCGAGCGUCUGGGGAAGUGGAAACGUCCUGCGCUCUCUUCAUCAUACAUCAAUCAGUCUCAGAACAUUAUAUUUCAACAGUUGGAGAUUGACUAUGUGAUUGGUGAUAGCCACAAAGAAUUGCUGUCAAACUCUUCAGGUCCAGCUGCAAUUAUCAGGAUAUUUGGGGUAACCAAGGAAGGACAUAGUGUUUGCUGUCAUGUACAUGGAUUUGAACCAUAUUUCUACGUCUGUUGUCCUCCUGGAAUGGGCCCCGAUGAUAUCUCUGACUUUCAUCAAGCUCUCGAGGGUAGGAUGAGAGAAGCAAACAGAAACAGCAUGGUUCCAAAAUUUGUUCGGCGUAUUGAACUGGUUCAGAGAAGAAGCAUUAUGUAUUAUCAACAACAGAGUUCUCAGUCCUUCCUUAAGAUUGUUGUGGCAUUGCCAACAAUGGUCACUAGCUGCCGUGGUAUCCUUGAUAGAGGCAUACAAAUUGAUGGACUCGAAGUUCCAGUUGGAAAGUAUAAAAAGACAGCACGCAAUCUCUCCUAUUCCCAAUUAGAGUUUGAUUGCCUCGUUUCGGACUUGAUCAGCCAUGCUCCUGAAGGGGGGUUCUCGAAAAUGGCACCAUUUCGCAUAUUAAGUUUUGACAUUGAGUGUGCUGGUCGUAAAGGCCUUUUUCCUGAGCCCACUCAUGAUCCUGUCAUCCAGGUUGCCAAUCUGGUUACCUUGCAAGGAGAGGAUCAGCCAUUUGUUCGUAAUGUGAUGACCCUCAAGUCCUGCUCACCAAUUGUUGGUGUUGAUGUCAUGUCAUUUGAGACAGAAAAAGAAGUUUUAUUAGCUUGGAGGGAUUUUAUUCGUGAAGUGGACCCAGAUAUUAUAAUUGGUUAUAACAUCUGCAAAUUUGAUUUGCCUUACCUCAUUCAGAGGGCUGAGGUAUUAGGUAUAGCUGAAUUUCCGAUACUUGGACGCAUCAGAAAUAGCAGAGUCCGUGUCAAAGAUACCACUUUUUCAUCCAGACAAUUAGGGACUCGGGAAAGUAAGGAAGUUACGGUGGAAGGGAGAGUUCAAUUUGAUCUGCUUCAGGUAAUGCAGAGGGAUUACAAACUAAGUUCUUAUUCACUAAAUUCUGUGUCAGCACACUUUCUUAACGAGCAGAAAGAGGAUGUCCAUCAUUCAAUAAUAUCUGACCUUCAGAAUGGGAACUCAGAAACUAGGAGGCGUCUUGCUGUUUACUGUUUGAAGGAUGCUUACCUUCCACAACGGCUUUUGGAUAAGUUGAUGUUCGUUUACAACUAUGUGGAGAUGGCUCGAGUCACAGGUGUUCCCAUUUCGUUUCUACUAUCCAGGGGGCAGAGCAUUAAGGUUCUUUCUCAGCUUCUACGGAAAGCAAAACAGAAGAAUCUUGUUAUUCCAAAUGCCAAACAUGCUGGAUCCGAACAGGGAACUUUUGAGGGUGCAACUGUUCUGGAGGCAAGGGCGGGAUUCUACGAGAAGCCUAUUGCAACACUGGAUUUUGCAUCUCUAUACCCAUCCAUUAUGAUGGCAUAUAACCUGUGUUAUUGCACACUGGUAACUCCAGAAGAUGUCCGGAAACUUAAUCUGCCUCCAGAAUGUGUUAAUAGAACUCCAUCUGGUGAAACAUUUGUCAAAUCGAAUUUACAGAAGGGAAUACUUCCAGAAAUUCUUGAAGAACUUUUGGCUGCUCGUAGAAGGGCUAAAGCAGAUUUGAAGGAAGCAAAGGAUCCUCUUGAGAAAGCCGUUUUAGAUGGUCGUCAACUGGCUUUGAAGAUAAGUGCAAAUUCUGUAUACGGGUUUACAGGAGCUACAGUUGGUCAAUUACCUUGUUUAGAGAUAUCUUCAAGUGUUACCAGCUACGGUCGACAGAUGAUUGAGCACACGAAAAAACUUGUGGAAGAUAAAUUCACCAUUCUUGGAGGCUAUGAGCACAAUGCUGAGAUCAUAUAUGGAGAUACAGAUUCAGUUAUGGUGCAGUUUGGUGUGUCCUCAGUGGAAGAAGCCAUGAACUUGGGAAGAGAAGCUGCUGGCUACAUUAGUGGUACAUUCAUCAAGCCAAUCAAACUUGAGUUUGAGAAGGUUUACUAUCCAUAUCUAUUGAUUAGUAAGAAGAGGUAUGCUGGUCUCUACUGGACAAACCCAAACAAAUUUGACAAAAUGGACACCAAAGGGAUUGAAACAGUUCGAAGGGAUAACUGUUUGCUGGUCAAGAACCUGGUAAAUGAAUGCCUUCACAAAAUACUCAUAGACAGAGAUAUUCCUGGUGCUGUUCAGUAUGUCAAAAACACCAUCUCAGAUCUUCUUAUGAAUCGCAUGGAUUUAUCUCUUUUAGUUAUUACUAAGGGUCUUACAAAAACUGGAGAUGAUUAUGAAGUUAAAGCAGCACAUGUUGAGCUUGCGGAACGGAUGCGCAAGCGAGACGCUGCUACCGCUCCAAAUGUCGGGGAUCGAGUACCUUAUGUCAUUAUUAAAGCUGCGAAAGGUGCCAAGGCUUAUGAAAAAUCAGAGGAUCCCAUUUAUGUGUUAGAACACAACAUACCUAUAGACCCUCACUAUUACCUCGAAAAUCAAAUUAGCAAGCCACUUCUAAGGAUCUUUGAACCCAUCUUGAAGAAUGCUAGUAAAGAGCUUCUCCAGGGGAGUCACACAAGAUCCAUUUCUAUCUCUACUCCUUCAAACAGUGGCAUAAUGAGAUUCGCUAAAAAACAACUAACUUGCAUCGGAUGCAAAGCUUUAAUCAGCAAUUCUGAUCAUACUCUCUGCCCGCACUGCAAAGGAAGAGAGGCUGAACUUUAUUGCAAGUCUGUAGCUAAUGUUGCUGAGUUGGAGCAGCUCUUUGGGAGGCUAUGGACACAAUGCCAGGAGUGCCAAGUCUCUCUUCACCAGGAUGUGUUGUGCACUAGUCGAGAUUGCCCAAUAUUUUAUCGAAGGAAAAAAGCACAGAAAGACAUGGCUGAAGCCAAGCUUCAAUUGGAUCGAUGGAACUUCUGA